Alternaria hordeiaustralica is the source of this 4464-nucleotide messenger RNA. RefSeq lists its product as uncharacterized. The record is from RefSeq and is a predicted model, not a curated record. The coding region runs from base 1 to 4464 and encodes 1487 amino acids. The transcript has 3 exons. Gene Ontology annotation, molecular function: long-chain fatty acid transmembrane transporter activity; protein binding; long-chain fatty acid-CoA ligase activity. NCBI's taxonomy places the organism in Eukaryota, Fungi, Ascomycota, Dothideomycetes, Pleosporales, Pleosporaceae.
AUGGGGGAUAGCGGUGACCCCGGAGAUCAAGUCGAGGGCAAGGCUGCUUUGUACGGGCUAGGCGGAGUGGGAAAGACACAGAUCGCGCUCAAGUACGCAUACUGGAGCCGCGAAAGAUACCCUGAUCGAGCCGUUUUCUGGGUACAUGCGUACAGUCGCGACAAAUUCAUCGAUGCGUACCAUAUGAUCGCCGAGAAGUGUAGCAUCCCCGGAUACCAGGGCCGCAAAUCAGAUCCAGUGGACAUUGUGAAGGCUUGGCUUGAAGAGCGGGGUAACGGAAACUGGUUGCUUGUGAUUGAUAACGCUGACAGCCUCGACUUUGAUCAACCUCAACCAUCACCCGGCCUUGCUUCAGGAUACGGUCGCUUUUCCACAAUCGCUCCACAAUUAGCCGAUCUACUACCAAAGUGCCCUCAUGGGUUUGUCCUAGUGACUACACGAAACAUAAGGAUGGCGUCUAUACUAGCGCAGCAGAACCUCAUCUCUGUGGUUAGAAUGACCGAGGAAGAAAGUUUAACACUUGUUCACAACUUUCUACCGCACAUUGACUUCAACGAUGUUGCAGUAGCCAAAACAGCUGACGAGCUAGUGGCAACGCUCGAACAUUUGCCACUCGCGCUAGUCCAAGCGACUAAGUACAUCCACCAGAAGCACAUCAGCAUCACAAGAUAUCUCCAGAUAUACAACGCGAAUGAAAAAGACGCCUACACUCUUCUCACGGAAACAACAAAUACUGCUUACGAAGAUCGCGACCCACGACGGACGGCGGUUGCCACAACAUGGUUGGUCUCUUUCCAAGAGAUAGAGUGUGCUAUGCCAUAUGCUGCUGAGUUGUUGUAUUUGAUGGCAUUUUACGACUUGAAAUCGGUUCCUGCGACCCUUCUUCGCAAAGACGGUGCCACGAUUGGAGCAUUCUACGAAGCCAUUGGCAAACUGCUCGCUUACUCUUUCAUAACUCGAAAUGAAGAGCAGGAUGAUCAGCAACCCUGGAGCGAACAGUACAACAUGCACAGACUGAUACAGCUUACAACUAGGAGAUGGCUCGACACCCAGUAUGAGAAAAGACCUUGGUAUCUUUCUGUAUUCGGAUAUGUACCAUACAUCAGUGGCAUCCGUGCAGCAAAGCAAGAAUCGAAGUUGCUGAUAUGGGCCAUGAGAGCACGAGAUCGAAUGCUUGAGAGGUUCCCUUCCGAAAGCUAUGAGUCCUGGGAUUUAUGCGCGGCACUUCUUAGGCAUGCGCAAAGUGUGAUCAAGUUCAUUCGCGAGUUAGAACCUGUCUUUUCUGAAGAAACAGACACCCUGAUGGACAGAGUUGCUACGUACCUGGUUGACAGAACGGAAUUGAACGAAGCCGAGACUGCGUUGAACGAACUACUCGCGGUCAGGCAUCAAUAUCGCGGUCAAAAGGAUGCGAAGACUAUCGACGCUCGAAGCCAACUUGCAAUGGUAAAAUUCAAGCAGGGAAACUACCGCCAGGCCGCAAUAGGCUAUGAGAAUGCCCUCCGAGACUAUCAAGCUUGUCAUGGCGCGCCCGAAAGAGUCAUCAUGGACACAACUUGGCGCCUAGCGAAUGCAAUGUUGGAGUUGGGAGAAUACGGGCAAGCAGAAGAUCUUUUCAACAGGGCGAUUAUGGGGUACAAAACCGCUGAGCGAAUGGAUAGCGACCUGAUACGGAGUUCAACAGGCGCAAUGCAAGGUCUCGCCAUCCUUUAUGAGAAGCAAGGCAAGUUUUCGGAAGCAGCAGCACUACAAGCACAGACAGUCGGGCUCCAGAUGACUCAUCUCGGCGAAACACAUCCAGAGACUCUACGUACUCAACAACAUCUGGCUAUCGUACUCAACAAACAAGGCCGAAUACCCGAAGCAGUCAGCAUAUAUCGCAAGACAUUGGUCAGCCAAGAGACUCGACUCGGCUGCGACCACAUCGAUACCCUCCGCACAGGACGCAACUUCGCAAACGCAUUAGUAGCAGACCACCAGUACCUCGAGGCAGAAACCCUCUAUCAACGCGUGAUAGCAGGUUACGAACGCCAACUUGGUGCCCUACACCCAAGCACCCUAGGGUCUAAGCACAAUCUCGCAAAUGCAUACCUCCAACAAAAUGAAGCGGCAGCAUCUGUCAAACUUUUUCAAUCUAUCCUGGAGAGCAAGCGCGAAAAGCUCGGCGUUCAGCACCCUAGCACACUCAUGACGCGACAAUGUCAUGCUCACGCGCUUGCGCACUUAGGUCAAGUCGAGCAAGCGGAGAGUGAGUUGAGGGAAACCUUGGGACAGCUUGAAAAGGUGCAGGGUGUCAAGCACCCGGAUACCUUAGAGACAGCAUACAACCUUGCAUGCUUGCUAGAGAAGCGUGGUGAAGUAGAUAGCGCGAGGGAUAUGUUCGAGCGGGUUGUAGCGGGCAGGAUUGAGAGAUUGAGAGUAGAGCAUCCGGACACCAGCAAAGCUAUAGCACGCUUGUCUAGACUAAAGGCAAAAGCUGGUCUCGCGUAUCUUAACGGCCGCCAUGGCUUCACCUUCGACUGGCCCCUCUUGUCCUCCUUCAUCGGCAGCAGCAUCGCCGGCGCGCAGCAGGAACGACGCGACACGCUGAACCUCUUCUACGAACUCGAGGCGCAUGCCCACUCCUCUGCGCGCGCAGACCAUGCGUGGAUCAUCUUCCAGGGCAAGACAUGGACGUAUGCGCAGGCUUACGACGUGGUGCUGCGGUACGGGAACUGGCUGAAGAGCAAGGGCGUGGAGAAGGAUGAGAUUGUCGCAAUGGACUUUGUCAACUCAGACGUCUUCAUCUGGGUCUGGUUUGGCCUCUGGAGCAUUGGCGCGAAGCCCGCCUUUAUCAACUACAACCUCUCCGGCAAGCCGCUGGUCCAUACCGUCAAGACGAGCACCGCGCGCUUGGUGCUGGUGGACCAGGAGAGCAGGGACAAGUUCAGCGAAGACGCGCUGAAGGAGCAGGGCCUCACUCGCGUCCACCACGCAGACAAGGUCAAAUACACGUUUGAGCAGGAACCGUCCGACGUCCCACAAUCAGUCAAGAACCAGACACAGACUCCCCAAGCCGCCGUCGAAGCAGGCGCCGUCUCUGAGCCUUUGACUGCGCAGCGAAACCUCGAAAUCAUCUUCUUCGACGACGCCCUGACCUCGACCAUCCUCACGCACCCGCCGACGCGCCUCCCCGACUCGGCUCGCUCCGACCAAAAGCGCAGCAGCAUGGCCAUGCUCAUCUACACGUCCGGCACGACGGGCCUGCCCAAACCCGCCGUAAUGUCCUGGGGCAAAUGCGGCGGCGGCGCAAAGUUCGCCGCAAGCUGGAUGUCACUAAAGAACGACAUCGUCUACACCUCCAUGCCCCUCUACCACAGCUCCGCCUCCGUCCUGGGCGCCUGCGCCGUCCUACGCGCGGGCAGUACAAUCCACCUAUCCAAGAAAUUCUCCCACAAAACCUUUUGGCCCGAAAUCCGCUCCUCACACGCCACAAUCCUGCACUACGUCGGCGAAACAUGUCGCUACCUGCUCUCCGCGCCGCCCUCCCCGCUCGACAAACAGCACCACCUGCGCGCCGCCUUUGGCAACGGCCUGCGCCCGGAUGUCUGGGAACCCUUCAAACAACGCUUCGGCAUCGCCACAAUCUACGAAUUCUACGCCGCAACCGAAGCCCCCGGCGCCCUCUUCAACUGCUCGUCAAACUCCUUUUCCAGCGGCGCAAUCGCCCGCAACGGCCUCCUCGCCAACUUCCUCAUGACGCGCAAACUCACCCUCGUGCGUAUGGAUCCCAACGCUGAUCCCCCGGAGCCCCUCCGCGACCCCAAAACCGGUCUGUGUCACAUCAGCGACUACAACGAACCCGGCGAGUUACUAGGUAAACUCGACGCGGACAAUAUAAAAGACGGGUUCCAAGGCUACUACGGCAACGAGAAGGCGACCAACUCGAAGAUCAUUCGGGAUGUAAAGGCGAAAGGGGAUGCGUAUUUCCGGUCUGGCGAUCUCAUGCGCUGGGACGCGGAAGGGAGGUUCUGGUUCGUCGAUCGCAUUGGCGAUACGUUUCGUUGGAAAGCGGAGAAUGUGUCUACGGCUGAGGUAUCGGAGGCUGUGGGCAAACACGAGAGUGUCGCUGAGGCGAAUGUAUACGGCGUUAGUGUUCCGGGACAUGAUGGGCGCGCGGGGUGCGCGGCGAUUGUGUUUGAGCAGGGGGUUGGUGAGGUGGGGGAGAGGUUGCUUGCGGAGCUGGCGCAGCAUGUUAAGAGAGAGUUGCCGGCGUUUGCGGUGCCUGUUUGGAUUAGGGUCACCAGGGAGAUGCAGUUGACGGGGACUAAUAAGCAACAGAAGGUUGAGUUGCAGAAGGAGGGGAUUGAUCCGAGGGUUGUCGAGGAGAAGGGGGAUACGUUGUAUUGGUUGAGAGACGGGACUUAUAAGAGGUUCACGGUAGAGGACUUGAAGAAGAUCGAGGGCGGGAGUGUGAAGUUAUGA